Messenger RNA from Gloeophyllum trabeum ATCC 11539, 927 nucleotides. RefSeq lists its product as uncharacterized. The transcript is spliced from 4 exons. NCBI's taxonomy places the organism in Eukaryota, Fungi, Basidiomycota, Agaricomycetes, Gloeophyllales, Gloeophyllaceae. The coding region runs from base 1 to 927 and encodes 308 amino acids. The record is from RefSeq and is a predicted model, not a curated record.
AUGUCCUCGACGGUCGAUCCAGACUACGAUAGGUCCAUCUGUGCUACUUGCGCUGCACAGUAUACUGCUUCCUCGUUACGUCCGUAUCGGAUAGGCGAAGAAGGGACCGGGGAUGGCUGCCCUAUCUGCCUGGAUGAACGUCAGUAUGUUGCACCUACCGGGCAAGCAUGGACGAGCUGGAGAGAAUUGGAUGGGAAACACGCAACUCGUCUGGAGCCAGAUGGAAGAGACCCCCGAAUCGUCAGAAUACUCACCGAGCCCAAAGCCGGUGCAAUCGGUCAGACGCCGUUCAUCAUACCGUCAUUGGAUGGGUCCUUGAUUUGGGAUUGCAGCCCCUACCUCUCUCCUUCCGGAGUCGAAUCUAUCCUAUCACUCACCUCGUCAUCGAAGCCCCUCUUAGGUAUGGCCAUUUCGCACCCCCACUUUUUCUGCAGUUCUGUCACUUGGGCUCGAAAAUUGGGAUGCAAAGUAUACAUAUGCGCAACGGAUAAGGAGUGGUUUAUGCGUAAGGAUUCAUUUGUUGAUGAAUAUUAUCGAAAGAAUGUAGGUAUACCCCUCACCGUCGAGUGCAUUUUCUCCCCAGGUCAUUUUCCUGGUUCAUGCGUUCUGCAUUGGGACCGCUCAAUGGAACAAUCUGAAUCCAGCCUCCCGCAAACAGGUGUGAUCUUCUGCUCGGAUACCUGCAAAAUCGCAGUAGACCGACGCAGAAUGACCUUUAUGUGGUCUUAUCCCAACUACAUCCCCCUCCCGCCAAAAGAUGUCCAGAAGAUAUGGCAAUCACUGCGGCCUUUCCAGUUCGGCGACAUCUACAGCGCGUGGCCAGGGGAGAUCGCCUUCGGUAAUGGCAAGGAGAAAGUGCUCAACAGCGCCAGGAGGUUCAUCGAAAUGGAAGGCUGGGGUAAGAAUGAAUACGCCCUCGAAGAAUGA